UUUUUUUGUAUACAACGGAUCUUCAGUUCAAAAGAUGUUGCACGAGAGGCACAUGAGGUGCUUGAAACUUAUUGCGUUAGUGCAACUUUUCUUUGAUCACACGAUCCGGCCAGCGUUCACUGCAGGUCUGAAAUGCCCUGUUCUAGAGGCAGUGAUGGAUGUUGACUGGAAAAAGCUUGAAGGAGCAGAGUGGCUGCAAUCGCUGCACCACCCUAAUAAAGAAGAAGUCUGCACCGCAAUGAGAUUUUUUCCAUCAAAUGAAACCAUGACAGUCCAGACCAGACCAGGGCCGAGUGGUGCUCUAUCAAGUCCCUCCUUGUACAAGCUACGAAAGAACGGUGAUAAGCGGUACACUUAUACGCACGAUAACAAAUUUUACCAGGUUUUGGAUACGGACUAUGCGUCCUGGGCUCUCAUUCACCACUGCUGGGAAGGCGGAACUGGAUCACGGUUUAUAAUAGCACUGAAGGAGCCAACGUCUGAAGUAUCUGCGAUCACAAUGGAAAGGAUUCAAAGUUCUCUUGCAAAGGCUGGACAGACGAAGAAGUUCGCCUGGAAUCGUUCUGGCUGCAUGCCGGAGAAGAGAAUCAAGAGAGAGUCUCCUGGAACACUUUCAUUACAAUCGGGGUUGGUCCCAGACAAGAAGGCACCUCGCGAUAAGCUUAGCUUGGUGGACGGCUUGGCCAAACAAAACAAGGCACCUCGCGAUAAGCUUAGCUUGGUGGAUGGCUUGGCCCAGCAAAACAAGGCACCUCGCGAUAAGCUUAGCUUGGUGGACGGCUUGACCCAACAAAACAAGGCACCUCGCGAUAAGCUUAGCUUGGUGGACGGCUUGGCCAAACAAAACAAGGCACCUCGCGAUAAGCUUAGCUUGGUGGACGGCUUGGCCCAGCAAAACAAGGCACCUCGCGAUAAGCUUAGCUUGGUGGACGGCUUGACCCAACAAAACAAGGCACCUCGCGAUAAGCUUAGCUUGGUGGACGGCUUGGCCCCACAAAACAAGCCACUUCGCGAUAAGCUUAGCUUGGUGGACGGCUUGGCUCCACAAAACAAGGCACCUCGUGAUAAGCUCAGGGUGGUGGACGGCUUGACCCCAGAGAAGAAAGUACCUAGUGAUAAGCUGUGCUUAGUGGAUGGGGUGGUUCGUGGCGGUAAACGAAGCUGAAUGGGUAAAGUUUUUGUUAUUCGUAGAAAAAUGCUAGAAAAGUGCUUUGAACAAUAAAAUAGCAGUACUUUUCGCCACAA
Dermacentor andersoni is the source of this 1245-nucleotide messenger RNA. RefSeq lists its product as uncharacterized. NCBI's taxonomy places the organism in Eukaryota, Metazoa, Arthropoda, Arachnida, Ixodida, Ixodidae. The record is from RefSeq and is a predicted model, not a curated record.